CUCAGCUGCUGCCGCGGUGGUAAAAGAUACCGAAUUUCGUUUUUCUGCUUUCUCUCCGAGCAUUAUUCGCCCUGCGUGUUACGUUGUGCGGGCUCAAAAUUCAAAACGAAAAGAAAAUCCUCCAUUCUGUACAACCGCACCGUGUUAUUCGUCUUCGUUUCUGAGCGCAACUCGUGAAUCAAUCGUCCUAGUAACCACCAUUCGUGCGACGUACAUUAGAAAACUGUGGAGAAAAAAAAAUUGAAACGAAAAUAAAUCGGCCAGCGCACACGGUCGUCAUCGUGUCGUGACCUUUCCGAGUGCCAUUAGCACGCCACCGGACUUCGGUCUUUUCCUGCGUUAGAGAAACGCACCGCGCGAUCCCUUAUUCUGCAUUUGGAAGAAUUAUUUCUUCAUUUUUUGAGAAGUAACCCAACAUGGAAAACUAAAAGAAAAAAUGAUGCCCCAACGCAAAGAAGAUCUGUCUUUUGCAAGCAGCGCAAGCAGCAUCUGCCGUUACCGUACGGCACCCAUCGGUGGGGAAAUCGCCCCACGGGACGAAGAAGCGGAAGUGUCCGGGUGUAGUGUAGUGCUGAGAAAUUGUUUUGCAGUCGGUGUAACAGGUUUUAUCAAUGGAGAAGAAUCGUUUUGUCAACCAAAGUCUGUCCAAGGGGCAGCUUUCUGAGACGAAAAAGAAUCAAGAUGCAUCUGUUAAGUGGCCCCGUCAAUCGAAACGUCGCGGCGACCAAUCGGAAAACGGUAAUCAUCGUAACGCAACCAGCAACGGUAGCAGAGCAGCGAACGGGAAUAAAACCCGCAAUCCGAGUAACUACAAUUACGAUGCUAGGCAACGGGCAAGCCAACGCCCUGCAAAACCACCGGAACAGCAAAUCGCGCCAUCGUAUGACGACGACGACGAUGACGAGACCGGCGACCAACUGGGAGGUGAAGGUUCCGCUGGGCGAACCACCGGACUAGCGACCAGCACUAGAUCGAACCUGCCCAUGCGUGGCGGGGGUGAACUACAUUCGGUGUUUUCGCCUGGUUCGAAGAAACAAAGCUUGAACCAUUUGCUAAACUUUCACUAUGCCCCCCGAGAGCGGGAUCAACCGGCAAGGCUUAGCCGGACUGGGAACGUCCGCAGGACACAGUACACAGCCCAACACCACAGCUACAACAAGGAGCAAUUCCUGCAGGCCAACUGCCAGUUUGUGGUGCGCGCCGGCGAAAACUAUGAUUUGUUCCGGGCCUCACCGGACCAGCUGGUAGAGUGGUCAAAAAUCGAACAGAUUCACGUGCUGAGCGCCGAGGAACCGCAGUGUCCGAUUUGUCUGUAUCCACCGGUCGCGGCUAAGAUGACCAAAUGUGGGCACGUCUACUGCUGGCCCUGCAUCCUUCACUACCUGGCCCUGUCCGAUAAGGCGUGGCGCAAGUGUCCGAUUUGUUAUGACGCGAUCCAUUUGCCGGAUCUACGAUCGGCGGUUUCAAAACCGUUCCACGCGUACGGUACUGGCGAGUAUGUGACUCUGCAGUUGAUGCGGCGCGAAAAAGGCAGCAUGAACGUCGUAGAGGUAACCGGCGGUGCCGCAAACGGAACCGACGGUUCUUUGUCACCGACGACGAACGAUCAAAUACCGCACUUUGAUGCGAUCGCUGGCAAUAGCACGCUCACGAAGCUACUACUAACCGAUACGGUGCAAAUGUUCAAGAUAAUGGACCGUGAGCGUGUGGAACUGCAGAAUCAGAUCGUGGCCGACGGAGGAGCCGAUGCACCGGAGAACAUUUUCGUUCAGCAAGCGCUCGAUUUACUCGCAGAACGGCGCAACGUACUAAUGGCCGCGGAAUUGAUAGAAUUCCCAGCUUCGCGUAAUGCCCUUGCAACGACGCCCAAAAGUGACGAUGGCGAUAGCGUCUCCUCGCAGGCUGAUUCCGAAGAGACGAACGGCAACGCAAGGAAGUCUACCGGCAGCAAUAUCGCUUCGAUCGAUUUCAUAAUCGACGAGGAAAACAACUUCUCCGUGAGCGAUAUCGAGAUUGUACCGACUGCGCAGUGUGCCGGGGAGCACUAUUACUUCUACCAAUCGGUCGACGGCCAGCCACUGUUUCUGCACUCGAUCAACAGUCGCAUGCUCCAGAGCAUGUACGGAAGUCUGGAUCGUGGCCCGCGACGUGUCACGGGCCGGGUCGUUCAGAAGGACAGCUGCUCGAUGGAUGAGAACUUACGCCGUCGGCUGAAGUAUCUUCAACAUCUUCCGGUUUGCACGCAGUUCGAAGUCGUCGAGCUGGAUUUUGAAGCUUCCGGCUCAAUUGUAUCGGCAGAAGUGAUGGCCCAGUUUCAGGAGGAACUUGCUACAAGACGGCGCAACCGGCAGCGUCGAGAACGGGCCGAACAGAAGCGCGAGAAAAAAAUAUUCGAGUUCAACGAACGGCAGCUUGGUAAGGCGAUGGCACGUUCCGCGCGCAUUUCCAUCGAUUCUACUAAACAUUUUCCGAUGUGUGGAAGUGUAGAGUCGCCGGAAAACCCCUCACUUCUCGGAACCAGCCCUGUUGCCAGCGAUGUGUCAAACUCUCCCGGUAGUAGCGCUUCAUCUUGGUCCAAGAUGGUUUCCACACAGCCAUCUCCCAGUCAACGUUGGCCAGCCCUUGGAGUUGAUAAUGCGCCCGUUGUUGCACCUCCGAAAAUAGUGCAGGUUACUGGCAGAAGCAUGACGGCCGGCCCGAGCAGCAGCCACGGAGCAUGGCAUCUUCGGCCACCGUCCGACAUCGAUGACGAUGAAGACGACGAGGACGCAGCUCGAGCUCCGCGCUUCAACAACAGUCUGGGCAGUGCAAUCGAAGCUGCGCUCGAACAAGCCACCCACAAAUCGCAGCCAAAAAGCGCGAAGAAGUUGCAACCUGUAGCUGCAGUUCCGAUGGCUCCAUCAGCAUCUGCGGUCAACACCUCGUCUUCGAACGUUGUUGGUAAACGUAAGAAAAGCAAAAAAAUUCUUCUGGUCGCAUCCGGUGUCAAUCUGUGAAGUAGGCUGCAAAGUGAAUCCGCCAUCCGAUCACGAACGUGAUGCGCUUGCUUUGGUUGUUCUUCAAUUAACGAGGGUUUAUUAUGUUCAAUCGCAGGCCGUAAGUGAGGUGCCGACAAAUUUUCUUUCAAAUUCUACGUUUGGCAUAAAGUGCUGCGCGUAAUUUAAAAGCGACGGAAGGCAACCGAAAUUUAAUUUUGAAAUGUUUCGGGUUGGAUGCUGUGUUAUGUUUCAAACAAAAAUUCAUAUAAAAAAUAUGUAUCCAUAACGAAUAAUAAAUACAAAGUAUAAUAACCCA
Molecule: messenger RNA, 3294 nt
Organism: Anopheles bellator
Lineage: Eukaryota; Metazoa; Arthropoda; Insecta; Diptera; Culicidae
Product: E3 ubiquitin-protein ligase RNF10
Exons: 4
Coding region: 612-2996 (794 amino acids)
Biological process (GO): positive regulation of transcription by RNA polymerase II
Molecular function (GO): transcription cis-regulatory region binding; metal ion binding
Source: RefSeq, a predicted model, not a curated record